AUGAAGGUGCAGGAUCUUGCAGAAGAGUUUGGCACUUUCCAACUCCGAAUAGAGCAACGAUUGGAUGAAAAUCAGGCUCAAAUCGCUACUUUCAACAAUCAAUUGCAACAAAUUCAUUCAGUGUUGCUGGGUUUGGAAAGUCGAUGUCGUGACCCAGGACCACAGAAAGAACCAUCUUCGUCUUCUUCGUCUUCGCACAUGCAAGGGGAUCCACCAUUAUCGUCGAUUCCAGAAGAUCCACCCCACACCAAUGGGCAAGGCGGUGUUAGGGUUGACCAUAACGACCCACGGUCAUUUCUUAAGUUCGUUCGUAUGGAGUUUCCGGCAUUUCUGGGCGUGGAUCCAAACGGUUGGAUCUUUAAAACAGAGAUGUUGUAUGAAUUGCAACAUGUUCCAGAGGAGUAUAAAGUACGAUUGGCAGGGCUCAAAAUGGAAGGAGCAGCUUUACCUUGGUAUCAAUGGUUGUACAGAGGAGGGUCUCUUAAAUCUUGGACGGAUUUUAAGACAGCUUUGUGUCAAAGAUUUGGGGCUGAAUCGUACAUGGAUCUCAAGGGGGUUCUUUCCAAACUUACACAAUCGGGUGCUUUGAAGGAUUACAUCCGUGAAUUUGAAGCCCUAAUCAAUCAAGUAACUGAAUUUUCGGAUGAGGUACUUGCUAGUUUUUUCAUUUCUGGUUUGCAUGCUGAUCUGAGGCGCGCCAUCCAAUUUCAUAACCCCACUUCUCUCCAUCAAGCCAUGAAAUUGGCGGUGGCAUAUGAGGCCCAUCAUAGUGAGCUUCGUACUUCAUUCCCGGCUAACUCCAAACCGCUCUAUGGGAGGCAAUCGGUGGGAGAUCCUUCGUUUUCUUUGUCCCCACAGGUAUCUCAAGUUAAACCCAUCAAUUCGGUACCAGCUUUACCUGCCCUCAAUUUACCUCCGAUUAAGAAGUUCUCACAUGAAUACCUGCAGAAACGGAGAGAGUCAGGUCUCUGUUAUCAUUGUAAUGAAAAAUGGAAUGUGCGCCAUAGAUGUCAAGGGAGGAUGCUACUGUUGAUAGGUGAGGAGGAUGAGUUGGGGGAUCAACCAGAUGAGCAGAUAGUUUGGCAGCCAGAGGCCAAAACUAUUGAAAUGUCUGAUGCAGCCUUACAUUCAAUGGUGGGAGACACCAAUCCUCGGGCCUUGCAUUUUGACAUUCCAUUCCAUGGAGAAAUGGUCCAGGUUUUAAUCGACUCAGGUAGCUCUCACAACUUUAUCAAUAGGGAGUUAGUUGAAAAAUUUGAUUUACCUAUGUCCAGAACCACUAAGAUGCGGGUUUAUUUGGGAAAUGGAGAAUUUUUGUUGUGUGAGAAAAAAUGUCUUGAUGUGAAACUCUUGAUUCAAGGACAUCAAUUUGUAGUUGAUUUGUGGGUUAUUGAAUUGCAUGAUUUGGGAAUAAUUUUGGGAAUCAUGUGGUUAGCCAAAUUGGGAAGGGUGAUACAUGAUUAUGAGCUUUUAACCAUGGAGUUUGAGUGGUGCAGCAAGAGGGUAUUGUUGAAAGGGGGUUCUGAUCAGCAUUCCAAUUCCAAAUUGAUGCUCCAUUUGGGAGUACAGCAGUCUAAUGCAGAGGUGGAGAUGAUGAAAGAUAAGGUUUCUCCGGAAUUAUGGAAGGUACUAGUGGCCUUUCAAGCUGUUUUCCAGAUUCCUAAUGCGUUACCCCCAUUUAGAGGCUGUAAUCAUUCAAUUCAUCUUGAGGAGGGUGCGAAGCCAGUAUCAGUACGUCCUUAUAGGUAUGCUUAUCACCAGAAGGCUGAAAUAGAGCAACAAGUUGCUGACUUGUUAACUUCUGGGUACAUACAAGAAAGUAGAAGUCCAUUUUCUUCUCCAGUGUUGUUAGUCAAGAAACAAGAUGGCACUUGGCGCAUGUGUAUUGACUAUAGGAAGCUUAACAAUAUCACUGUUAAGGAUCGCUUUCCUAUUCCGACAAUUGAUGAGUUGUUGGACGAGUUACAUGGGGCAAAGGUAUUCUCCAAAUUGGACUUACGCAGUGGCUAUCACCAGAUAAGAAUGACUCUGGAUGACGUGUUCAAGACUGCUUUUCGAACCCAUGAGGGUCAUUACGAGUUUUUGGUUAUGCCGUUCGGCUUAACUAAUGCUCCUUCUACCUUCCAAGCGGCUAUGAAUCACUUGUUUAAGGCUCAUCUUCGCAGGUUCGUGAUUGUUUUUUUUGAUGAUAUACUUGUGUAUAGCACUACCAUGGAAGAUCACAUUCUGCAUUUGAGGACUGCAUUGCACUGUCUUUUGCAGAAUCAAUUUUAUGUCAAGAUGAGUAAAUGA
Molecule: messenger RNA, 2292 nt
Organism: Gastrolobium bilobum
Lineage: Eukaryota; Viridiplantae; Streptophyta; Magnoliopsida; Fabales; Fabaceae
Exons: 1
Coding region: 1-2292 (763 amino acids)
Source: RefSeq, a predicted model, not a curated record